CCGCUGAUCCCAGCUCAGCUGCACGACGUUGCUGCGCUUACCUCCCAGGGCUAUACGACUGGCAGCCAAUGAAGAAAAAACAACAGCUGGGUAACAAGAGACAAAUCCUCGCAGUCAUGCUUACUUUAAUAUCGCGGGCUCACCCUCCCACCAGCAUGCGAAGUUGUAUAUCGCAAUCAUGUCGACUCCCGACCGUGGCUGGAUUAUCCUGGCCGUCUCAUGGCCGCUCUUCGGUUUCUCUGCAGUCCUGGUCGUGCUGCGCGUCUGGGUACGUACCAGGAUUAUCAAGUCCUGGGGCUGGGACGACCCGUUCAUCAUGCUUGCCCUGCUCUGUGCGACCAUCAACUCAGCCCUCGCUACUAUAGCGUAUCACUACGGCACCGGGCGCCAUGCGAUCGAUCUGUCGCCGUACCAGCAGAUCGAGUCGACCAAGUAUAACUGGCUCUCGCAGGGCUUCCACGUUAUGUCGACGAACUGGGGGAAGGUGUCGGUUGCGUUGUUUAUGCUGCGGAUUAGCCAGAGGGCUAAACACCACCGUCCGGCGAUGUGCACUGGCAUUGCUUUACUUACUAUUAUAAAUGUGGUCUGCGUGUACACAAUCUAUGGGCAGUGCACGCCGACAGCAAGGCUGUGGGAUUCAGACGUGCAUGGUUCUUGCUGGGAUCCCAAUGUUCAGAAGAACUAUGCUUUCUUCCAGGGGUCGGCAUCGGCCCUUUCCGAUUUGCUUCUUGCAAUCUAUCCCUUGUUCACUAUCGGCCCGCUCCAGAUGGCAAUCAAAGUCAAGAUCGGGCUGGGCUUUGUUCUAUCACUGGGUGUAGUUGCCAUGGUCGCUGCCAUAGUGAAAACCGUCAACCUCGCCGCCCUCUCCGGCCGAGCCGAUUACCCCUGGGACACCGUCGACCUUACAAUCUGGAUCGCAGUCGAGCAAUACCUCAUCAUUAUAGCCGCGUGCAUUCCCACAUUGACACCGCUAUUCAACAUUGUAGUCCGGCGACGAACUACCAGACGAAGCAGCUCGAAUAACAAGCCGUGCCAGACUCGCACUCACAGCGAGCAGUCGGGCAAGCCUCCUAUCCACGGACCGUUUGCCAGUGGAGGAAAAGGCCCGCGCGAGGCUUGUGUUUGGACAGAAAAUGGAGAUAGUGAUGAAGAACCGAUUAUAUUACCAGGAGAGUCGCAGGAGGGGAUUCUAAUGACUACUGAUAUCCAUGUGCAGGCUGGAUCUGCAUUGGAUAAUGAGCGCAUGGGGACGGAAUCAGUAUAAGCAUGGCAGUGUGAUUUAAUGUAAUGCCUUUAUGAAUAGUUUAUGUUAACGAUAUUCCCUAAAUAUACGUACUGUGCUAUAACAAAUUGUUCGUAUGCAACACGACGAUCCCUG
Aspergillus versicolor CBS 583.65 is the source of this 1378-nucleotide messenger RNA. RefSeq lists its product as uncharacterized. The record is from RefSeq and is a predicted model, not a curated record. NCBI's taxonomy places the organism in Eukaryota, Fungi, Ascomycota, Eurotiomycetes, Eurotiales, Aspergillaceae. The coding region runs from base 179 to 1264 and encodes 361 amino acids. The transcript is spliced from 3 exons.